Molecule: messenger RNA, 1472 nt
Organism: Mercurialis annua (annual mercury)
Lineage: Eukaryota; Viridiplantae; Streptophyta; Magnoliopsida; Malpighiales; Euphorbiaceae
Product: histone-lysine N-methyltransferase ATXR6
Exons: 6
Coding region: 177-1196 (339 amino acids)
Molecular function (GO): protein binding
Source: RefSeq, a predicted model, not a curated record
UUAUCAAAAACCCGCGAAACCAAAAUAACGCGCGAAAAGUUCUUCACUGCCACCUCCUUAAUUUCUCCCUCUACUUAAAAAUCACCAGACUCUAAACCCUAAAUUACCCAAAUCUUAAUUUCAUUUCUUAAACGCCCUCUUCACCAGAAUCCAAAUCUAAACCCACACCAACAAUAAUGGCUCUCAGAAGCAGAAGAACUAAAGCUCCAAAAUCACGACAAUGGCUUUCCGAUGACGACGACGACGACGUUUUCUGUCAGGAAUGCGGCUCCGGCCAAUCACCGGCGAAGCUGCUUCUUUGUGAUAAAUGUGAUAAAGGGUACCAUUUAUUUUGUUUAAAACCCAUUUUAGUUUCUGUUCCUAAAGGCUCUUGGUUUUGCCCUUCCUGCUCCAAUCAGAAACAACCCAAGUCUUUUCCUCUAGUUCAAACCAAAAUCAUUGAUUUCUUUAGAAUACAACGGUCGAAUGAUUGGAUUCAAAAGCUGAAUCAAGAGAGCUUAAAGAAGCGAAAGCGGUCGAGUAGCUUACUGAUAUCGAAAAAGAGAAGGAAAUUAUUGGCAUUCAAUCCUAGUGAUGAUCCUGAAAGAAGAUUUGAGCAAAUGAGAUCAUUAGCCACUGCAUUGACUGCGUCUGGAACUAAAUUUAGCAAUGAACUUACUUACCGGCCAGACAUGGCUCCUAAGUUUGCAAACUGUCCGGCUCUCGAAAAAGAGGGAAUGCAGGUACUGCCGAAGGAAGAUAUUGAAACCUUGAAUUUAUGUAAGGGAAUGAUGGAUAGAGGAGAAUGCCCGCCACUUGUGGUUGUAUUUGAUCCUCAUGAAGGGUUUACAGUGGAGGCAGAUAGACCCUUAAGAGAUUUGACGAUUAUAACGGAGUAUGUUGGUGAUGUUGAUUACUUGAAGAAUCGCGAAAAUGACGACGGAGAUAGCAUGAUGACAUUGCUUUGUGCUGCUGAUCCUUCGAAAAGCCUUGUUAUAUGCCCAGAUAAACGGGGGAAUAUAGCUCGUUUUAUCAAUGGAAUUAACAAUCAUUCAGUAGAUGGGAGAAAGAAGCAGAACCUUAAAUGUGUGAGAUUUAAUGUUAACGGAGAGUGCCGAGUCUUACUGAUUGCAAAUCGAGAGAUUAAGAAGGGAGAGCGACUCUAUUAUGACUAUAACGGGUAUGAACAUGAAUACCCAACGGAGCAUUUUGUUUAACUUAUCUUUUCUUUCAUUUAGAACCACAGAUCAAUGAAGCUUCUCUGCAACUAACUGCCAAAUUGGCAUUUGUGUACACAAAGAAAUUACUGAAGAAAUAUAUUUUGUUGUUCUUACUGAUUAAUCCAGUUUAAGAGAGCUUGCACCAUUGUAAGCCAACCUGGAGUUAGUAAUCCAGUCGAGUAUUGUCAAGCUCAAGCUUGACUCGGCUUUAACAUUCGGAAUUUGAAACUUGAUUUGAAGUCGAUAAAUAUAAUUAAGAAUUGCUUUUGACUA